AUGGCGGCCGGCCGGCCCACCGAGCUCGCGCCGCUCGCCGCUCCGCGCUUCCGACUCUAUUAUUUCUAUUUACGAAAUAAACACGAAAAUAAAAUCUCUAUUUUAACACGGAUUUCGGGCGCCGAAACGCUGCCCGGCUCCCGGCACCCGACGGAUGUGUCGGGUUACGCCGCGGCCGGGGCGUGCGUCCCUCUCGGCGACCGCCGCGCGCGCGCCCGCCAGAGCGAGACGGAUAGAGGUCGAGGCGCGCGGGACGGAGCCGUGCGAAUCUCCGUUCGGCGUUCGAACGGCGAGGUGUGUAUAGCGCGCGUGCGCACGGUUACUGUGGCGUACUGCGAGGUUAUAAUGGACGCGCCCGGCGGUGCGCGGGAGCCCCGCUUCGGGUCGCCGUACGGUAUGGGACUCCUUGGGGACGUCGGGGACAUGUACGGCGCGGGCAGGCCGGCCAGCGCCCUCGGCGGCGGGCCGCUGCGGCCUGGCAUGCAGCCCUGCCCGGUGCCGAGGGCCGGCGUGAAGCGCCCGUCGGAACAGUGCUACGACGAGAGGCCCUCGCAGAGCCUCGGCCUCGAGCACUGCCCCAUGCCCGACAUAGCGGACGACGGCUACGCAUCCCUGCAGCCCAAGAAGUCCCCGCCGUCCAACGGCAAGAAGACAAAAGGACGUGUUAAGAUCAAAAUGGAAUACAUAGACAACAAACUGCGGCGGUACACAACAUUCUCUAAGCGGAAGACUGGGAUCAUGAAGAAGGCGUACGAACUGUCCACACUAACCGGCACACAGGUGAUGCUACUGGUCGCGUCGGAGACCGGCCACGUGUACACCUUCGCCACUCGCAAACUACAACCCAUGAUCACUUCCGAUUCGGGCAAGCGGUUGAUCCAGACCUGCCUGAACUCCCCGGACCCGCCGACCACCAGCGAGCAGCGGAUGGCGGCCACCGGCUUCGAGGAGACCGAGCUCACAUACAACGUGGUGGACGAGGACAUGAAGGUGAGGCAACUGGCGUACGGCUCGCAGUACCCCAUCGAGCACCACCCCGGCCUCGCGCCCUCGCCGCUGCAGCAGUACCACCAGCACCCGCCCUGCCCGUCGCCGCUGCCGCUCGGCUCCUUGGGGCAGCCCUACUCCCACCCGCAUCUAUCUCACCCCCACAUGUCGCACCACCCGCAGCGG
Iphiclides podalirius (scarce swallowtail) is the source of this 1173-nucleotide messenger RNA. The record is from the annotation of a GenBank genome assembly. Lineage: Eukaryota; Metazoa; Arthropoda; Insecta; Lepidoptera; Papilionidae.